Messenger RNA from Dermochelys coriacea (leatherback sea turtle), 2744 nucleotides. It is a transcript of the gene SPHK1, whose product is annotated as sphingosine kinase 1. Gene Ontology annotation, biological process: cellular response to growth factor stimulus; sphingosine biosynthetic process; negative regulation of apoptotic process. The transcript has 5 exons. Lineage: Eukaryota; Metazoa; Chordata; Testudines; Dermochelyidae. The record is from RefSeq and is a predicted model, not a curated record. Gene Ontology annotation, cellular component: membrane; cytoplasm; intracellular membrane-bounded organelle. The coding region runs from base 17 to 1903 and encodes 628 amino acids.
UUUGAAGAGGCAGCUUAUGAGGCUAUUGGUGGAGCUGGUCCAAGCAGCGGCCGGGACUCAGCUCCUCGCCUGGCAAAUGGUCCCUCCGCGGCGGGGUCCCGAGUUCUUCAUGAAUGAAACCGGAGUCGCCGCCGGGUGGCGGCAGAGAGCAGGGCGCGCGGAGCCCUGCAUGCCGCUGUCAGAGCCGCGCUCCAGCAGCAGCAGCAGGGGCCGGCCCUGCGAGCGCCCGCAGCGGCUCUGCCUCUCUCUGCCCCGCCAGGUGCCGCAGGACCGGCCGCUAAAUGAGCCGGCGAUGGAGGGCGCGCAGCCGGGCCCCGGGGCCAGCUCCCCGCAGAGCGACUCCGCCGAAGUUUUGCUCCACGGGGUGUUCGCCCUGCGGGGCGCCGCGCCCCAGACGAGCUACGCGCUGAGCCUCACUCGCAGCCGGGAGCUGCGGGUGCAGCGGGUCGGCCCCGCGCCGGCCGGCCCGGGCGCCGCGCUGAAGCUGGCGGACUGCAUCGGCUGCGUCGCCGGCCGGGAGCCCCCGCCGGAGCAGGCCGCCUACUUCUCCGUCUUCUGCUACCCCUUCCGCCGGGGCUGGUGGGACGCCUCGCCCUCCAGGCAGCGCCUCGCCAGGACUUUCCGCGUGUGCGUGGCCCGGGAGGCGGAGGGCAAUCUCAAGCUGGCGGAGACGUGGGCUGGGAAGAUUAGGGAGCUGGCUGCCCCCAGGAUACCCCGGCAGGAAGGGGUGACAUGGGGACUCUUGCCGUGGCCCUGCCACAUCCUGGUGCUGCUGAACCCCCAGAGCGGAACGGGGCAAGCUCUGCAGCUGUUCCACUCCCUAGUGCAGCCAAUGCUGGCCGAGGCCGGCGUAGCCUUCACCCUCUUUGUGACAGAGAGGCCGAAUCAUGCCCGUGAGCUGGUGCGGGCUGGAGACUUAUCCCAGUGGGACGCCGUGGCUGUCCUGGCUGGGGAUGGCCUGCUGUAUGAGGUGGUGAACGGCCUGAUGGAGCGUCAUGACUGGCAGGCCGCCAUCAAGAAGCCUCUCUGCACCCUGCCUGGGGGCUCUGGGAACGCCCUGGCCGCUUCCAUCAACCACUAUGCCGGCAACACGCAGGCCUUCAGGAAGGAGCUACUGACCAAUUGCACCUAUUUCCUCUGCAAAGGCCUGUAUGCCCCCAUGGACCUGGUCUCCCUGAACACGGCCUCCGGCAAGCGUCUCUUCUCCUUCCUCAGCUUCGGCUGGGGCUUCAUCUCUGACGUGGACAUCGCCAGCGAGAAGUACCGCCAACUGGGCAAAGCCCGCUUCACCGUGGGCACCAUCCAGCAGCUGGCUGGGCUGAAGGUCUACAAGGGCCGCCUCUCCUACCUGCCCGUGGAGACAUCAUCCUCGGUCUCCUCAGCCCCCGGCAGCCCUUCAGAGCAGAAUAGCCACCACGUGCCAUGCAGCAACGGUCACCCCCUCCAUAUCCUCCCUCAGCCUGCGCCAGGGGCGCCAGAGCCUCCUCACGAGGGGUCCUGGCCAGAGGACCCUCUCCUGGUCCCCUUCGACCAGCCAGUCCCAAAGCACUGGACCAUUGUGCCUGAGGAGGAGUUUAUCUCCAUUUUCGCCAUCUACCAGUCGCACGUGGGCGCUGACUUCCCCAUGGCCCCCAAGGCCAAGCUUCAUGACGGCUCCAUGCACCUCUUCUACCUGAAAGCCGGGGUCUCCCGGCUGGGGCUGCUCAGAAUCUUCCUAGCCAUGGAGAAGGGGACUCACCUGGACCUGAACUGUCCCCACCUUCACUAUAUCCCCGUGAGGGCCUUCCGGCUUGAGCCCUUCGCUUCCACCGGGCUCAUGACGGUGGAUGGCGAGCUGCUGGCGUGCGAGCCAGUGCAGGGCCAGGUGCACAACCAACUCUGCAGGAUCAUCAGUAGCUCCUGAGCCACCCCCCAGCCUGACAAAUAAACCACUUCAAAAAGGGUUUUGACCAUGCACAUUCCUGGGGUGCAUUGAGGGAGGACAGGCAAGGACCACUGCAGGGAAUGCUUACACCUCCUGCCACUUCUCCAGCCCGUGCGCCUCUCCUCUUCUGGAAUAGUUCACAGGGGUCUCUUGUUCCCCUUGCUCUACCCAACCUCCCGAGUCCCACUCCCAGCACAAUUCUUUUCCUGCCUGAUCACAGGCGCUAUGGGUCAACCACUAAGAGGUUUGGUUAGUAAGUUUGAGAGGGGGGAAGGGACACUGACAGCCUGGCCUGCCCCCUUCUCACCCCCCCAAGUCAGGAAGUUCCUAUGGGACACAGCGAUCCCUAAGGGGAAGGGACUCCUGAGCCGUGGGUGGCAGGUGAUGGUACCCGAAUACAGGCACAGCUUUUUCCAGGUCAGCUUAGCAGCUGCAUGGAUAUUUCUUCCACCACCCCCAAGUGCUGGGCUGCUUCUCUUCUCUGCUUCCAGAUUGGCCCAUCUUUGUAAGGGACUCCGCAGCUGAAGCCAGGUGAUUCGCCAAACCCAGGCUGUCUGCAGUACAGGCCUCCUGCUUUUCUGCUGUUUGGUUCCCCACAAGGACAAAGCCAUUCUGCUCCCUUCCCACAGCUCAACAAUACACUAAAGGCACAAGAGCGCUACCCUUUCCCCCAUGAGCAGAGUGCCACAGAGACCGAGCACUGCUUCAGCAUCAGCAGAUACAGUGGACACCAAGCCCCUGGGGCCGGUGGGGAAAUGAGAACUGGCUCCACCAUAAACUCUAGGGCCAACAUUUGUUAUAAUGAACCAAUUUUUCUUUU